AUGGUUGAAUGCACAGAUUUAUUUGAAGAGACUUUAAACAGAGAAGUAACUGAAUAUCUUGAACUUACUCCAAUAUAUGACGAAACUACAGAAGGAGAAGACUAUGAGUAUAUAGCAUCUGCAAAGCUUAAGUUUAAAUGUCCAGUCUGUGAAAAUAAAUGGACAACUGCUCAUGGGACAGUUAAAUUCGUUUACUAUUUAUACUUCAAAAAAAGAAUACUCUUUGUCUAGGUAUAUAUUUAUCAGCAAAGAUGCCUGCCUUGCAAUAGAAUGGCUUCAUUUAAGACAUAUGAUGAUGAAGCAGUUAGAUUGUCUUAUGAUUUUGUUGAUUUUAUUGAUAGGAAAUACUUUGGAGGAGAAAAUGAUGAAGAAAGACCUUAAAGAAAUAGUAGAGCAAUCAAUAAUCAUAAAGUACUAUAUUGCGAUGCUUGUGAAAGAGGUAUCUGCGUUUACUUGAGAAGAUUAAGAAGAGAAUAAAGAAGAUAAACCGAAGAAUAAAAAAGAGAAACACAAGAUAUAUCUUGA
Stylonychia lemnae is the source of this 525-nucleotide messenger RNA. Lineage: Eukaryota; Ciliophora; Spirotrichea; Sporadotrichida; Oxytrichidae. The record is from the annotation of a GenBank genome assembly.